Molecule: messenger RNA, 2190 nt
Organism: Myotis lucifugus (little brown bat)
Lineage: Eukaryota; Metazoa; Chordata; Mammalia; Chiroptera; Vespertilionidae
Gene: AIFM3
Product: apoptosis inducing factor, mitochondria associated 3
Biological process (GO): execution phase of apoptosis
Cellular component (GO): cytoplasm; mitochondrion
Molecular function (GO): oxidoreductase activity, acting on NAD(P)H; 2 iron, 2 sulfur cluster binding; flavin adenine dinucleotide binding
Source: RefSeq, a predicted model, not a curated record
UGAAGGCAACUCCAGUUGGGAUGGCAACAUCAGCAUUUCUAAGGGCCGUGGGGGGUCCAGCCCUGCUGGGGGCACCCUAGCCUCCCACAGCCCACCGUCUGUGCACCUGCCCCCUGCCCAUUUGAGGGCCACUCGCCAUGGGCGGCUGCUUCUCCAAGCCCAAGCCAGUGGAGCUCAAGAUCGAGGUGGUGCUGCCUGAGAAGGAGCGGGGCAAGGAGGAGCUGUCAGCCAGCGGGAAGGGCAGCCCCCGGGCCUACCAGGGCAACGGCACUGCCCGCCACUUCCACUCGGAGGAGCGUCUGCCUGCCCCGCACCCCUACCCCGGUGCUCAGGACUGCGUGGAGGCCGCUGUCUGCCAUGUCAAGGACCUCGAGAAUGGCCAGAUGCGGGAAGUGGAGCUGGGCUGGGGGAAGGUGUUGCUGGUGAAGGACAACGGGGAGUUCCAUGCCCUGGGCCACAAGUGUCCGCAUUACGGUGCACCCCUGGUGAAAGGCGUGCUGUCCCGGGGCCGGGUGCGCUGCCCCUGGCAUGGCGCCUGCUUCAACAUCAGCACCGGGGACCUGGAGGACUUCCCUGGCCUGGACAGUCUGCACAAGUUCCAGGUGAAGAUUGAGAAGGAGAAGGUGUACGUCCGGGCCAGCAAGCAGGCCUUGCAGCUGCAGCGAAGGACCAAGGUGAUGGCCAAGUGCAUCUCUCCAAGUGCUGGCCACAGCGGCACCAACGUGCUCAUUGUGGGCGCAGGUGCUGCCGGGUUGGUGUGUGCGGAGACCCUGCGGCAGGAGGGCUUCUCAGACAGGAUCGUCCUGUGCACGCUGGACAGGCACCUCCCCUAUGACCGGCCCAAGCUCAGCAAGUCCCUGGACGCCCAGCCUGAGCAGCUGGCCCUGAGGCCUAAGGAGUUCUUCCGAGCCUAUGGCAUCGAGGUGCUCACGGAGGCUCAGGUGGUCACAGUGGACGUGAGAAACAAGAAGGUCGUGUUCAAGGACGGCUUCAAGCUGGAGUACAGCAAGCUUCUGCUGGCUCCCGGGAGCAGCCCUAAGACCCUGAGCUGCAAAGGCAAAGAGGUGGAGAACGUGUUUACCAUCCGGACGCCUGAGGAUGCCAAUCGCGUGGUGAGGCUGGCUCGGGGCCGCAACACAGUGGUCGUGGGAGCCGGUUUCCUAGGGAUGGAGGUGGCUGCCUAUCUGACGGAGAAGGCCCACUCGGUGUCCGUGGUGGAGCUGGAGGAGACACCGUUCAGGAGGUUCCUGGGGGAGCGUGUAGGUCGUGCCCUCAUGAAGAUGUUUGAGAACAACCGGGUCAAGUUCUACAUGCAGACAGAGGUGUCGGAGCUGCGGGCCCAGGAGGGAAAGCUGAAGGAGGUCGUGCUGAAGAGCAGCAAGGUGGUGCGGGCUGACGUCUGUGUGGUGGGCAUUGCUGCAGCCAAGCUUGGGGAGGCGAGAAGGAGUAGCCCCUUAUGUGAGGGGUCCCCAGAGAGCAAGGGCAGGCAGUGCAGGGGCGGUGGGGGCUCGUGUCGGGCUUUCACUCUCCUGGGUCCCGCAGGACGCGUGGCGGCCCAGAACAUGCUGGCGCAGGAGGCGGAGAUCUGCACGGUGCCCUACCUGUGGACAGCCAUGUUCGGCAAAAGCCUGCGCUACGCGGGGUACGGAGAAGGCUUCGACGACGUCAUCAUCCAGGGGGAUCUGGAGGAGCUGAAGUUCGUGGCUUUUUACACCAAAGGUGACGAGGUGAUCGCCGUGGCCAGCAUGAACUACGAUCCCAUUGUGUCCAAGGUGGCUGAGGUGCUGGCCUCGGGCCGUGCCAUCCGGAAGCGGGAAGUGGAGACCGGCGACAUGUCCUGGCUCACAGGGAAAGGAUCCUGAGCUUGCAUGCAGCAGACUUGGGCAGGCAUGCUCGGGCACCAGGGACAGAGACCAAGCCCUGGGGGCAGGUGCCAACCUCCAAUUUCCCAGGAUCCCCCAGGGCAGAACCUGAGCCCUUCCAGUGCUUGCCGUCAGCUGCCUGGCUCACCUCCAAAGAGGCCUCCACUGUUUCCAAGAGAUGCUCACCACCCAAGGCCUCGACUGCCACCAAUGGCUGGCAGCGGAGGUGGGACAGGCCCUGCCUCAUCUCCCUCUAUUGGGACUGAUCCCCUGUAGGACCCUGCAACAUAUUAGACAUUAUCUCAAAAUUAAAACGCACACAUUUGCA